This is a messenger RNA of Armigeres subalbatus, 1404 nucleotides long. Its product is annotated as carotenoid isomerooxygenase-like. Gene Ontology annotation, molecular function: beta-carotene 15,15'-dioxygenase activity; carotenoid dioxygenase activity. Lineage: Eukaryota; Metazoa; Arthropoda; Insecta; Diptera; Culicidae. The record is from RefSeq and is a predicted model, not a curated record. Gene Ontology annotation, biological process: retinal metabolic process; carotene catabolic process.
AUGGGAGAGGCAGAGAUUAGGAUUGCCGCCAUCUUCCGCAAACCAGGAGAGAACAACUCGGACAACGCGAUGAUUUCCAUCUACCCGUUCGGUGACGAGUACUUCGCCUUCACCGAGAGCCCCAUAAUUCACAAGAUCGACCCGCAGACGUUGGGAACCGAAUCGAAGCUGAACGUUUCCGACUACGUGGGAAUAGUCAACCACACAUCCCACCCCCAUGUCAUGUCCGACGGUACCGUUUACAAUCUGGGCUGUUCGGUAACCAAAACAGGACCAGCUUAUACAAUCAUCUGUUUCCCGCAUGGCGAGAACAUGUUCGAAAAUGCCCGCAUCGUGGCGUCUAUACCGGCCCGUUGGAAGUUUCACCCCGGGUAUAUGCACACGUUUGGAAUCACGGAGAAUUUCUUCAUCGUGGUCGAGCAGCCUUUGAGUGUUUCCGUGCCGUCGAUGCUGGUAAGCCAAAUUAAGAACGAACCGAUGGCUUCAUCGUUGAAAUGGUUCGAAAAUCAACAGACCUACAUCUAUUUGUUGGAUCGCGAUAGCGGAGAACUGAAACACACAUACCAUGCCGAGUCAUUCUUCUACCUCCACAUCAUCAAUCAGUACGAAAAGGGUGGCCACGUGGUUUUGGAUAUAUGCUGCUACAAGGACCCUGCCAUGCUCAACGGUAUGUAUAUUGACACAAUGAAAAACAUGCAGCAGAACCCGUAUUAUGCAAAGAUGUAGGGUCGACCCUUGCGAUUCGUACUGCCACUGAACUACAAACAAGAUUUGAAAAGCUCUACGACGAGUAUUUUUUCCGCAGCUCGACCAUGGGCCUGCUUGAUCAAGAAACUCAGCAUAACCGACUUCAGUGAAAAGAAGCAAAGCGAAGAAAACUGUAGAGAUCUCACCCUGAAGAAUCUAAUCACUAAGGAUGCAAACAAUCCUGGCACUCUGAGUAAAGUGGACGUAAUAAACAAGUCUUGGCUUACGUGGUGUGAGGAAAAUGUUUAUCCGAGCGAACCCAUCUUUGUGCCAAACUCCAACCCACAAUCGGAGGACGAUGGCGUGGUCCUGGCGGCAAUGGUUUGGGGCCGCGAAGAGGAAAAUCGAGUCGGAUUGCUAAUUUUGGACGCCAAAACAUUCACCGAGAUUGCACGAAGUGAGUUCACGACACCGGGACCGGUGCCCAAAUGUCUGCACGGGUGGUUUCAAUCGUCAUCGAAAUGAGCUGAUUAACAACGCACUCAUGGGUCAGAUAGUGUGAACACGGCGAAUAAACCAAUCAAUCGAUUUUCCCUUUCAGCUCUGCGCUGCUAUGUGUCUAGUGAUUUGAUGUUUAUUGCAGACAAAUGUGCUCAAUUAUGCAUGCAGACAUUAUCAUCUAGCAUGAUGAGUAUAUUUGAAAUUGCUGUAUCGAUG